AUGCAGCUGCCGUCCACCAAACCUACGCUCCAUUACCACGAUAUCGGUAGCCUGGGCCGUGGGGAGGUUAUCCGACGCCGGAGUCGAGUUCAAGGAUGUCCGAUAUCCCAUCUGGCAAUUCUGAGGUACCUAGCCAGAGAGCUGGGCGAAUACGACGGAAAUACGAGCCUCGAGAAGUAUUUCCUGGAUGCGGUUGCCGAUGUGUAUAAUGACUGGCGGAUCCAAUGGGUAAACAACCUUGGCAACGUCACAGACAAGUUUAGGAACGAAGUUGUUCCGAACUAUUAUAAUGUACUAGCCAGAUUCUAUGCUCAGCAGGAGGGCCCUUAUCUUCUGGGUGAGAGGAUCACUUAUACAGAUUUUCUCGUCUACCAGUCUAUCGAUAACGACUCGCAGACUGGAACCUUACCUGUAAGUUCCGCUUCCGACUUGCUUUAUCUGCACGCGUCACUUACUUGUGGGGAAUCUUUUUAA
Messenger RNA from Aspergillus oryzae RIB40, 474 nucleotides. RefSeq lists its product as uncharacterized. Gene Ontology annotation, molecular function: glutathione transferase activity. The record is from RefSeq and is a predicted model, not a curated record. The coding region runs from base 1 to 474 and encodes 157 amino acids. The transcript has 4 exons. NCBI's taxonomy places the organism in Eukaryota, Fungi, Ascomycota, Eurotiomycetes, Eurotiales, Aspergillaceae. Gene Ontology annotation, biological process: glutathione metabolic process.